AAUUUCACAAAGAUGUUUUGCAGUACUGUAUAUAGAUUUGUAGCUGUGGCAACUCUUUACAGUAAAGAAAGAAAUUGGUCUUUUAAAAGUUGUAGAAAGGCUGGAAUAAGCAACAACAACUGAUCCUGCUUUUUUUUCGAAGUAUGUCCGAUAAAGAAGAAGACGCAAAUGAAGAUGGGGACGUAAAUGAAAGCUCUCUAAAAGAGAUUGAAAAUGGCAGUAUGCAAUCUAUUAAAGAACAUGAUACAACUGGAAGUUCUUCAGAUCAAGUGCCAGAAGAAAAUCAGCAUGAAGCCACUGAUGCUAAUGAAAGUGAAACUAUCCCACAAACAUUGGAAAUGUCAGAAAUAUCUUCCAGCAGUUUGCCCAAGGAAAAGGCAAGUGAAUUCCAGGAGACUGAAACUGAAAAAGAAGCAAAAAGCUCUAUGAGUCCUGUACAAGAUAAAGAAAAGGAAAAAUGCAGUUUAGAUUCUUCAGAGAAACUAGAAACACUGAAAAAAGUUCCAGUAGAUUGGACAGUGGAUACAAAACAUGUUGAACUUUUGGCAUAUCUAUAUGCUGAAGGAUUAGCUGAAAUCCCACAAGAUUUUCUUGAAGUUCAGGCUAAAAAAAGUUUAUUGCACUCUGUAGAAAAUGCUUCGGUGUCUCAAAUGCUAAUCAGAGAAUCACCAUCUGAAAUGAUGUUUGAUGACUUUACAGUUCAGUUACAUACAAGAGGGCUCAUAGAAGUUCCUUCAGCGAUUUUUGACACAAAGAAGUUGAAGUUUUUGAAUUUAAACAAUAAUGAAAUAAAGACCCUACCACAAGAAAUAAGGUUGUUGAAAAACCUGGAAAUACUAUGUAUGGAAGAAAAUCAGUUAGCUUCAUUACCUCCUGAAAUUUGUCUUCUUAAAAAACUUAGGACUUUGAAUCUCAGUCAUAAUCAAAUAUCAUCAUUGCCACAAAAUUUUUCUGAACUAUCAAGACUCAGAUGUCUUUUGCUCAGUUAUAACAACAUUGAAAAAAUCAACUUUGCUUUAGAAAAACUUGAAAGGCUAGAAGUGUUAGAUCUCAGUGGAAAUAAUGUGACCCUCCCAGACUCAAUAUCUACCAUGAACAAAUUAAAUGCACUCUUUUUACAUUCCUGUAGCAUUUCAAUAUUCCCAAAGAUGGUCUGUUACAUUCCAAAUCUAAAUAAGCUUAUUUUGUCAGAAAAUCAGAUCCAAAGUUUACCAAAAGAAGUCAAAGAACUCAAAGGUUUAAAAGAGUGUUCAUUAAGUAACAACAAGCUUACAUUUUUGCCUGUGCAGCUUUUUCAGUGGUUACAUAUUGAAAAACUGAGGUUGGAUAACAAUCAAUUAGAAAGUCUUUCAGAUAAAGUGGAAAAGCUUGAAAAGCUUUGUGACCUUAAUCUUUCUAAUAAUCUGUUAAAAAUAAUUCCUGAUAGUCUUUGCAACUGUACCAUGUUAGAACGCCUCAACCUUAAUGACAACCAAUUAAGACAGAUUCCUUCCAGUCUAUACAGAUUGAAAUAUCUAAGAGAAUUGUAUCUAAGCAGAAACCAACUGAUCUUGUUAGAUGAAAAAAUAGCAUACAUUAAGAAACUCUUAAUUUUAGAAAUAUCAGGAAAUUCAUUAAUGUAUAUUCCUGUUGAAAUAAAAAGCUGUACUGAAAUCAUUAAAAUUGACUUAAGUUAUAACAAAUUGGCUGUGUUUCCACUUGGAUUGUGUGCACUAGCUGCUCUUAAACACUUAAAUCUCAGUGGAAAUUAUAUUUCAGAAAUAACUAUUGACAUUUCAUUUAUUAAAAAUCUGCAGCAUCUAAAUUUUAGUAAGAACAAAUUGCCAUCAUUUUCCAUACACCUUUGUACUCUUUCUAGACUGAGCUAUUUAGACCUAAGUAACAAUGAAAUAAGCACUGUUCCCACAAGUGUGCAUAAAAUGCAAUGUCUCCAGGUUCUGCUAUUAUACAAUAACAAAUUUACUUUGUUUCCCAGAGAAUUAUGUGUUCUAAGUCAUCUAAAGGUUCUUGAUCUUUCUGAAAACAAAAUACAGUUCAUUCCUGAAGAUAUUAAGGAACUAUCAAAGCUAAAAGUCUUAAAUCUAUCAGACAACAAGUUUGCAUCAUUUCCAAAUGAAAUAUGCCAACUUUUAUCAUUGCAGAAGUUAACUCUGAGUCAGAAAAAUGGAUUAAGGUUAAAAUCAUUGACAGAAGAGAUAUCAAAGCUGAAAUCUCUUAAAGAGCUGGAUAUUUCUCACAAUGAAUUACAAGAAAUACCAGAAAGUAUAGGGGACAUACAGAGCUUGGUCACUCUAAUAGCAAACAACAAUUGUUUAACAAAGCUUCCCUCAAGUUUUUCGUCACUCUGUAAUUUGUGUCAUCUGAAUCUGAGAGAAAAUAAGCUUAUAUACUUGCCUAGUGAUAUGCACCUUCUUCUGCAACUAAAGGAUAUAGAUUUUGAUGAAAAUACUCUCAUCAGGCCUCCUCUGGAAAUCUGUAAAGGGAAACAACUGCUCCCCAUCAUACAUUACUUAGAAAAUGCUGAUCAAAGAGAUGAAAAAGUCCUGGAGAAAAUAUUGAAAACCAUUAGUAAAAAUAUUCCUCUUGAACAUUUGGAUUAUUUUUGCCGAAAAAUGCAACUUGACAAUGAUAUAAUUGUAAAUAUUGAAAAUAAGAGAUCAUUUACAUUAGAAGAAAAAGUUGCUGAGGCCUUGAACUCCUGGAAAGCAGCAAAUCAAAAUUUGUCUCCAACUGCUAUGGUAGACCAGUUGAUUAGAAUAUUGAUUAUAUCUGGCCUCUAUUAUCUGUCCAACAAAAUCAAAGCUUUAAAGCUGUGUUCAAGACUGGUAAAGUUUUGAUAAACACUGUAUUUCCAAUUCCAACUUUUGGGCAUAUCUUGAAACUAAAUACAUUUAUCAGCAUUCAA
Molecule: messenger RNA, 2905 nt
Organism: Pantherophis guttatus
Lineage: Eukaryota; Metazoa; Chordata; Lepidosauria; Squamata; Colubridae
Gene: LRRD1
Product: leucine rich repeats and death domain containing 1
Cellular component (GO): cytoplasm
Molecular function (GO): protein binding
Source: RefSeq, a predicted model, not a curated record